GCUAUUAUUCGUGAAUUGGGUGGUAUUCCAAUUGUUGCAAACAAAAUCAACCAUUCCAACCAGAGUAUUAAAGAGAAAGCUUUAAAUGCACUAAAUAACCUGAGUGUGAAUGUUGAAAAUCAAAUCAAGAUAAAGAUAUACAUCAGUCAAGUAUGUGAGGAUGUCUUCUCUGGUCCUCUGAACUCUGCUGUGCAGCUGGCUGGACUGACAUUGUUGACAAACAUGACUGUUACCAAUGACCACCAGCACAUGCUUCACAGUUACAUUACAGACCUGUUCCAGGUGUUACUUACUGGAAAUGGAAACACGAAGGUGCAAGUUUUGAAACUGCUUUUGAAUUUGUCUGAAAAUCCAGCCAUGACAGAAGGACUUCUCCGUGCCCAAGUGGAUUCAUCAUUCCUUUCCCUUUAUGACAGCCACGUAGCAAAGGAGAUUCUUCUUCGAGUACUUACGCUAUUUCAGAAUAUAAAGAACUGCCUCAAAAUAGAAGGCCAUUUAGCUGUGCAGCCUACUUUCACUGAAGGUUCAUUGUUUUUCCUGUUACAUGGAGAAGAAUGUGCCCAGAAAAUAAGAGCUUUAGUUGAUCACCAUGAUGCAGAGGUGAAGGAAAAGGUUGUAACAAUAAUACCCAAAAUCUGAUUGGUCAUAUUUUUCCAAAGAGUAAUGCAGUCUGGAUAUAAACGUAUUUUCUGUCUUCCUUAUAAGGGGAUUCUCCCAGCUGCUAAAUUUAAACAGUAAAUAUCACAUUUUGUCAUUAACACAGCUAUAACUUGCCGUGGUUCUCAGAUUUAUUUUGGACUAUUUUGAUGCCAAGUGAAUAUAAGAGCUUGUACUGAAACCAUUUAUUUCUUUCUAUUUUGCUAUUUGCAAAUGCUUGUUAUCUUCCCUACAUGAAGUGGCAGUAACCUUUUUCACAUUUAAGCUACCCUUCUACCUUUUGAAGUGAUUUGCAGUUACUCAUCUGAGACAGCAUCAGUAUUUGACUAAAUCAUUGUUUCACAACUGAAUAGUCUUGUUCUUUUAGUAGCAACGAAAUCCUAAGCUCUUGAGGCCAUUCACCUGCCAACCUGACCAUACUGCUUUCAAAAGUCUUUUCUCAUCAGUAGAAUCUAUUUUGGUCACUUCUAGUCAAUGAAAAAUGUAAACUUUUAGGAGAGAAUGUUUCUUAGGACUCACCCACUCCAUUCAAUGUUAUAUAUAAAAUAGUGUGAUCAAUCACAAUGUCCAUCUUUAGACAGUUGGUUAAAUAAAUUAUCUGGUCUUUGAAAAGACCGUGCUGGGCGCGGUGGCUCUUGCCUGUAAUCCCAGCACUUUGGGAGGCUGAGGCGGGCAGAUCACCUGAGAUCGGGAGUUUGAGACCAAGCCUGACCAAUAUGGAGAAACCCUGUCUCUACUAAGAACACAAAAUUAGCUGGGCAUGGUGGUGCAUGCCUGUAAUCCCAGCUACUUGGGAGGCCGAGGCAGGAGAAUUGCUUGAACCCGGGAGGCAGAGGUUGCAGUGAGCUGAGAUAGCGCCAUUGCACUCCAGCCUGGGCAACAAGAGCAAAACUCUGUCUCAAAAAAAAAAAAAAAUGAUGGAGCUCCGAAUGUGCUUAAGUGGAAAGAUAUCUAUGAAAUAUGGUGGUUUUUUAAAACACAAAAAUUAUAGAAUAUGGGAUCCCGUGUGUGUGUGUGUGUGUUUGAAUGAAAAAUGCUUAUGUAUUGACAGAACACUUCUAGAAUGAUACCCAAACUCCUGGAGUGGGAGUGGGGAAUGCCUUCUACGUACACACUGUUCUACUGUUUGAAUUUUUUAAUAUGAGCCCAAAUUGUAUAAUCUUUUUUUAAUAAAGGGGAGAAAAAUCA
Molecule: messenger RNA, 1845 nt
Organism: Homo sapiens (human)
Lineage: Eukaryota; Metazoa; Chordata; Mammalia; Primates; Hominidae
Gene: ARMC10
Product: armadillo repeat containing 10
Cellular component (GO): endoplasmic reticulum membrane; axon cytoplasm; mitochondrion
Source: RefSeq, marked reviewed